This is a messenger RNA of Falco peregrinus (peregrine falcon), 15793 nucleotides long. Its product is annotated as mucin-5AC-like. Lineage: Eukaryota; Metazoa; Chordata; Aves; Falconiformes; Falconidae. The record is from RefSeq and is a predicted model, not a curated record. Gene Ontology annotation, cellular component: extracellular matrix. The coding region runs from base 1 to 15198 and encodes 5065 amino acids. Gene Ontology annotation, molecular function: protein binding. The transcript has 38 exons.
AUGGGGUUUGGCAGGUGGAUAUGGGUACAAAAAUGGGCUUUCUUGUUAGCAGUUUGCUGUAUCCAUCAGAUAGGAGCCCAGAUAGAAAUCCAACAGGAAGCAGGAAGCGAAGACACUGAGGUUGUUCAGCAGAAACAAAAUAUUUCAUCUAAGGUGAACAUCAUCCAGCCAAUGCUGACAAAUCCAGUAAUAACCCCUUCCAAUCCUGCUCACAAUGGCCGCGUGUGCAGUACGUGGGGCAACUUCCACUUCAAGACCUUUGAUGGAGACAUAUUCUCCUUCCCUGGACUCUGUAAUUACGUUUUUUCAUCCCAUUGCAACGCUCCCUAUGAGGAUUUCAACAUCCAGAUUAGGCGCAUAAUGGAGGAAAAUGCUGUAACAGUCAACCGCAUCACUAUGAAACUUGAAGGUGUUGCUGCUGAACUAACAAAGGGUGUUGUCAUGAUCAACAGCAACAGAGUUCAACUGCCAUACAGCCAAUCUGGAAUUCUGAUAGAGAAAAGCGGCAUUUAUGUGAAAGUUGUCAGCAAAAUGGGUAUUGUGCUAAUGUGGAAUGAAGAUGACAGUAUCCUGCUGGAAUUGAAUGAGAAAUAUGUCAAUCAGACUUGUGGACUUUGUGGGGACUUCAAUGGCUUUCCAAUUUACAAUGAGUUCUAUUCAAACAAUAUUAAGAUGACAGCCUUGGAGUUUGGGAAUAUGCAGAAAAUGGAUGGGCCAACAGAAUACUGUGAAGACUCCACUUCUACCUUGCCAAAUAAUUGCACUGACAAUUUUGAUGACAUAUGCCAGAGAACACUGACCAGCUCUCCAUUCGCAGAGUGUAAUGACCUAGUUGAUGUUAGAGAGUACAUUAUGAUUUGUCAAGAUGACUUGUGCCGCUCUGAAAAAUCUAAAAAUGCUUCAUGCAUAUGUCAUACCUUUGCUGAAUACUCCCGGCAGUGUGCUCAUGCUGGUGGGCAUCCUCUGAACUGGAGAACCUCAAAACUGUGCCCCAAGAAGUGUCCUUACAACAUGCAGUACCAAGAGUGCAGCUCCCCCUGUGCUGACACCUGCACCAAUCCUGAACGAUCUCAGUUUUGUGAAGAACACUGUAUGGAUGGUUGUUUCUGCCCCCCAGGGACUGUAUUUGAUGACGUCAACAAUUCUGGCUGCAUUCCCCAUGAGCAGUGCUCCUGUGUUUACAAUGGCAACACCUAUGCUCCAGGAACUUCUUUUUCAGAGCAGUGUCAUUCCUGUACCUGUAAUGGAGGCCAGUGGAGUUGCCAAGACAUGUCAUGUCCAGGAACAUGUUCAGUAGAGGGAGGUUCGCACAUUUCCACAUAUGAUAAAAAACAUUAUGAUCACCAUGGAGACUGCACUUAUGUCCUUUCUAAGCAUUGUAAAGACGAAACUUUCACCAUCCUGGUAGAACUACGCAAAUGUGGCAUAACAGACACUGAGACAUGUUUGAAGACAGUGACCCUCCGCAUGAAUAAUGGACAAACUCUCAUCGAGGUCAGACCUGAUGGUGGUGUGUUUGUGAAUUCAAUCUACACCCAUCUGCCCUUCUCAGCAGCUAAUGCCACUGUGUUCAGACCUUCAUCAUUUUUCAUCAUCAUCCAGACAAACUUUGGUGUCCUCCUUGAAAUCCAAAUCAUACCUAUCAUGCAAGUGUAUGUGCGACUGGAUCCUAUUUUCAAAAACAAGACCUGUGGUCUCUGUGGAAAUUUCAAUAAUAUCCAAACUGAUGACUUCAAGGUCAUAAGUGGAAUAAUUGAAGGAACAGCAACAGCAUUUGCUAAUACAUGGAAAACUCAGGCUUCAUGUCCUAAUAUCCAGCACAGCUUUGAGAACCCUUGUGCACUCAGCAUUGAUAAUGAAAAAUAUGCUCAGCAUUGGUGUGGACUACUAACAGACAGCAAAGGACCUUUUGCUGAUUGUCACUAUGCAGUGAAUCCCUCUGUUUACCACACGAACUGCAUGUUUGACACAUGUAACUGUGCAAAUAGUGAGGACUGUCUGUGUGCAGCCCUGUCUUCCUAUGUGAGAGCUUGUGCUGCGAAAGGAAUCCAGCUGCACGGGUGGAGGACUGAUGUCUGCUCAAAAUACACCACCUCAUGUCCCAAAUCCCUAAGCUACAGCUAUACCAUCUCUUCCUGUCAACCCACUUGUCGAUCUCUGAGUGAGCCUGACGUCAUAUGCAACAUUAGGUUUGUCCCGGUUGAUGGCUGCACCUGCGUAAAUGGAACCUACAUGGAUGACAGUGGCAAAUGUGUGCCUGCUCAUGAAUGCCCUUGCUACUACAAAGGAUCUCCCAUACCAUUUGGAGUUGUCCAUGAAAAUGGGCUUCUAUGCACUUGCAUUCAGGGAAGACUGAAUUGCAUUGGAGCACCCAAUCCAAAUCCAGUCUGUGAAUCUCCUAUGGUCUACUUCGACUGUACAAACACCACUGCAGGAACAAUUGGAGCAGAAUGUCAAAAAAGUUGCCAGACUUUGGAUAUGCAGUGUUAUAGCACGCAAUGUGUAUCUGGCUGCGUGUGCCCAGCCGGGCUUGUAUCAGACGGGAAUGGUGGUUGUAUUCCUGAGGAGGAAUGUCCAUGUAUUCACAAUGAAGCCAUGUAUCAGCCUGGGGAAAAGAUCAUUGUUGACUGUAACACCUGUUUCUGCAAGAAUAGAAAGUGGGAAUGCACUGAAGAUCAAUGUCUGGGCACUUGCGCUGUUUAUGGAGAUGGUCAUUAUAACACCUUUGAUGACACAAGGUUCAGUUUCAAUGGAAACUGUGAAUACACACUAGUCCAGGACCACUGUGGGAGGAGUGGCAGAGCCAAUGGAACCUUCAGGGUUAUCACUGAAAAUAUUCCCUGUGGCAACACUGGGACAACUUGCUCAAAAUCAAUCAAAGUUUUCUUAGAGAGCUAUGAACUCAUACUUGGUGAGGAGCAUGUCAGUGUCGUAAAGACAGGUCAGAAUGGUAAGGUGCCAUACACAGUCCGCUAUAUGGGCAUGUACUUGGUAAUUGAGACCACAAGUGGACUGAUCCUCAUGUGGGACAAGAAAACCACCCUCUUCAUCAAGCUCAGCCCCAAUUUUAAGGGCCAGAUCUGUGGCCUCUGUGGAAAUUAUGAUGGCAAUGGCAUCAAUGAUUUUACUACAAGGAGUCAGUCUGUGGUAGAGAAUGUUCUAGAGUUUGGAAACAGCUGGAAAGUAUCCUCUACCUGUCCUGAUGCUAACAACAUAAAGGACCCAUGUUCUACCAACCCUUAUCGAAAGUCCUGGUCAGAGAAGCAGUGUAGCAUCAUCAAUAGCAACGUGUUUGCUGCCUGUCACUCUCAGGUUGAACCAGCAAAAUAUUACCAAGCAUGUGUGACAGAUGCAUGUGCAUGUGACACUGGAGGAGACUGUGAUUGCUUUUGUACAGCAGUAGCUGCCUACGCUCAAGCGUGUAGUGAAGUUGGUGCCUGCAUAGCCUGGAGAACCCCAUCAAUCUGUCCACUGUUUUGUGAUUACUACAAUCAACAAGGGGAAUGUGAAUGGCACUAUAAGCCUUGUGGAGCUUCCUGUAUGAAGACCUGCAGGAACCCAAGUGGAAAAUGCUUCCAUAACUUUCCAGGUUUAGAAGGCUGCUACCCUAACUGCCCACCAGAAAAGCCAUAUUUUCAUGAGGAUCAGAUGAAGUGCGUUAGUCUCUGUGACUGUUAUGAUACUGAAGAUGGAAAGAUAUACAGAAGGGAUGAAUGUAAAGUAUGUGAAUGCACAUCAGAAGGUUUACAGUGCAAGUUUGAUGAAAAAGCAUGCCACUGCAUUUAUGAAGGGCAGACAUAUAAAUAUGGUGAACUCAUCUACAGCACCACAGAUGGAACUGGAUGGUGUUUCAGUGCAACAUGUGAUGUCAAUGGAGCAAUGAGCAGAAAUUUUUUUAGAUGCCAAUAUUGGAAUGAGACAACAACUCCAUUUCCAUCUUCUACAAUUCAGUCCACAACUACUACUUCAGGUAUGCAUGAAGUAACGACAACCGUAUGUGUGAAGAAAGUAUGUGCAUGGUCAGAAUGGUAUGAUUGCACACAGCCUGAAAACAGAGAGGACAGUGGAGAUUAUGAAACAUUUGAAAAUCUCAGAAAUAAAGGACACACUGUGUGUGAACAUCCAGAUGCUGUUCAAUGCAGAGCCAAAGAACACCCAGAUAUAGACAUAAACAAUCUUAACCAAACAGUAGAAUGUAGUCAAACCAGAGGAUUAACAUGCAAUAACACAGACCAACAAUCUAAGCAAUGCUAUAAUUAUGAAAUCAGAAUAUCAUGCUGCAGCUACAUACCAUGUUCUGAAAUACAACCUACAACACCAAGAACCACAGAAAAAAUCACUACGGCUGUAAAUGCAACACGAUCUUCUACACAGACAAUAAAACCAACACCAGAAACAACUACAACUGAAUCACAAAAAAACAACACCCAGACACCGCCAGCCAAAGAACCAACUCCUCAAACUGAAAUUUCACACACAACAAAGACAUCAGCAGUCUCAACAACAGCUUACCAGACAAAGCCAAUAACACCAAAAACCUCCACUCUGGCAACUGAGACUACAACAACACCCACUACCACCUACAUCACAUCUCCUCCACCAGUGACAACCACCACUGGCAGCACGGCUGUCCCCAGUCCCACUACCAUGCGAACAGAAAGCACAACCAUCAUCACGCCCACCAGAAUGUCUAUCAUCACACCCACCAGCACGGACAGUACCAUAAAGACCUCACCACUUAAAAAACAAACCACAAUCAACAUCAUCACACCCACAGCACCAGUGCCCACCUCAGCCAGCAGCACCACCAGCACCUCCAGGACCACUCCAAGAAGCACCAGAAUAACAACGACCGUGCCUGCUCCCACAGAAACCUCCACUGCGACAACCAGGACUACAACAUCAACCACGACUGCCUCCACCACAUCCCACCCACCAGUGACAACCACCACCACUGGCACCACAGCUGUCCCCAGUCCCACUGCCACACCAACAGAACGCACAACCACCACCACACCCAUCACCACGGCCAGUACCACAAGGACAUCUCCCACUCCAACAUCAGGUGCAAUCACCAGCACACCCACACCAACAGUGCCCACCUCCUCCAGCAGCACCAGCACCACCUCCAGGACCACUCCAGAAAGCACCACAAUGUCCAAGACUAUAUCUGCUCACACAGAAACCUCCACUGUGGCAACCAAGACUAUAACAUCAAACAUUUCUGUCUCCACAGCCAAACAGACCAUAAUGACAAUCACCGCUGGCACCACAGUCGUUUCAAGUCCCACAGCCCUGCCAAUAAACAUUAAAACUGCCAUCACAUCCACCACCACAGCCAGCACCACAAGGACCUCCCCACUUAAAACACAAACCGCAACCAUCACUAUAACAUCCACACAAACAGUGCCCACCUCCUCCAGCAGCACCACCAGCACCUCCAGAACAACUCCAGGAAGCACCACAACACCCAUGACCACGACUGCUCACACAGAAACCUCCACUGUGACUAGCAAGUCUCCAACAUCCACCACUACAGCCUCCACCACAUCCCCUCUAUCAACCACCACCACUGGCACCACAGCUGUCCCCAGUCCCACUGCCACACCAACAGAACGCACAACCACCACCACACCCACCAGCACAAGCAGCACCACAAGGACCUCUCCCACUCCAACAUCAGGUGCAACCACCAGCACACCCACAGCAACAGUGCCCACCUCCUCCAGCAGCACCACCAGCACCUCCAGGACAACUCCAGGAAGCACCACAACGCCCACGACCACGUCUGCUCACAAAGAAACCUCCACUGUGACUAGCAAGACUACAAGAGCACCCAGUACUGCCUCCACCAUAUCUCACCCACCAGUGACAACCACCACCACUGGCACCACAGCUGUCCCCAGUCCCACUGCCACACCAACAGAACGCACAACCACCACCACACCCACCAGCACAAGCAGCACCACAAGGACCUCUCCCACUCCAACAACAGGUGAAACCACCACCAGCACACCCACAGCAACAGUGCCCACCUCCUCCAGCAGCACCAAAAGCACCUCCAGGACCACUCCAGGAAGGACCACAACACCCACGACCACGUCUGCUCACACAGAAACCUCCACUGUGACAAGCAAGACUCCAACAUCCACCACUACUGCCUCCACCAUAUCUCACCCACCAGUGACAACCACCACCGCUGGCACCACAGCUGUACCCAGUCCCACUGCCACACCAACAGAACGCACAACCACCACCACACCCACCAGCACAAGCAGCACCACAAGGACCUCUCCAACUCCAACAACAGGUGCAACCACCACCAGCACACCCACAGCAACAGUGCCCACCUCCUCCAGCAGCACCACCAGCACCUCCAGGACCACUCCAGGAAGGACCACAACACCCACGACCACGACUGCUCACACAGAAACCUCCACUGUGACAAGCAAGACUCCAACAUCCACCCCUACAGCCUCCACCACAUCCACUCUAUCAACCACCACCACUGGCACCACAGCUGUGCCCAGUCCCACUGUCACACCAACAGAACGCACAACCACCACCACACCCACAGCAACAGUGCCCACCUCCUCCAGCAGCACCACCAGCACCUCCAGAACAACUCCAGGAAGCACCACAACACCCACGACCACGACUGCUCACACAGAAACCUCCACUGUGACAAGUAAGACUCCAACAUCCACCACUACUGCCUCCACCACAUCCCCUCUAUCAACCACCACCACUGGCACCACAGCUGUUCCCAGUCCCACUGCCACACCAACAGAACGCACAACCACCACCACACCCACCAGCACGGCCAGUACCACAAGUAUCUCUCCCACUCCCACUCCCAAUUCAGGCACAAGCACCAGCACACCCACACCAACAGUGCCUACCACAUCACCCACCAAUCCCUCCCACAUCCCCCACAGCACAACGAGCUGCUGUGCCUGGACCCAGUGGUUUGACGUGGAUUCCCCUCAACCUGGAAGUGAAAAUGGAGACAUAGAGACGUUUGCCAAAAUCCGAGCCGCUGGCUAUGACCUGUGCGACAAGCCUCAAGGCAUCGAGUGCCGUGCUAAAGAUUACCCUGACAGGGAUCUGGACAAACUGGGACAGAAGUUUGAGUGCAGCCUUGACGCUGGGCUUGUGUGCAGAAACAAGGACCAGAUCAAAAAGUACCCCAUGUGCUUCAACUACGAGAUCAGGGUGCUGUGCUGUGACCGUGAUGGCUGCACAACAGCAUCACCGCCAACCACCAGUGCAGGCCCCUCCACCACAGUCUCCUCUACAGAAACAUCCACUGUGACAACCGAGACUCUAACAUCAACCACGACUGCCUCCACCACGCCCCCACCACCAGUGACAACCACCACCACUGGCACCACAGCUGUCCCCAGUCCCACUGCCACACCAACAGAACGCACAACCAACACCACACCCACCAGCACAAGCAGCACCACAAGGACCUCUCCAACUCCAACAACAGGUGCAACCACCACCAGCACACCCACAGCAACAGUGCCCACCUCCUCCAGCAGCACCACCAGCACCUCCAGGACCACUCCAGGAAGGACCACAACACCCACGACCACGUCUGCUCACACAGAAACCUCCACUGUGACAAGCAAGACUCCAACAUCCACCACUACAGCCUCCACCAUAUCUCACCCACCAGCGACAACCACCACCACUGGCACCACAGCUGUCCCCAGUCCCACUGCCACACCAACAGAACGCACAACCACCACCACACCCACCAGCACAAGCAGCACCACAAGGACCUCUCCCACUCCAACAACAGGUGAAACCACCACCACACCCACAGCAACAGUGCCCACCUCCUCCAGCAGCACCACCAGCACCUCCAGGACCACUCCAGGAAGCACCACAACGCCCACGACCACGUCUGCUCACAAAGAAACCUCCACUGUGACUAGCAAGACUACAAGAGCACCCAGUACUGCCUCCACCAUAUCUCACCCACCAGUGACAACCACCACCACUGGCACCACAGCUGUCCCCAGUCCCACUGCCACACCAACAGAACGCACAACCACCACCACACCCACCAGCACAAGCAGCACCACAAGGACCUCUCCCACUCCAACAACAGGUGAAACCACCACCAGCACACCCACAGCAACAGUGCCCACCUCCUCCAGCAGCACCAAAAGCACCUCCAGGACCACUCCAGGAAGGACCACAACACCCACGACCACGUCUGCUCACACAGAAACCUCCACUGUGACAAGCAAGACUCCAACAUCCACCACUACUGCCUCCACCAUAUCUCACCCACCAGUGACAACCACCACCGCUGGCACCACAGCUGUACCCAGUCCCACUGCCACACCAACAGAACGCACAACCACCACCACACCCACCAGCACAAGCAGCACCACAAGGACCUCUCCAACUCCAACAACAGGUGCAACCACCACCAGCACACCCACAGCAACAGUGCCCACCUCCUCCAGCAGCACCACCAGCACCUCCAGGACCACUCCAGGAAGGACCACAACACCCACGACCACGACUGCUCACACAGAAACCUCCACUGUGACAAGCAAGACUCCAACAUCCACCCCUACAGCCUCCACCACAUCCACUCUAUCAACCACCACCACUGGCACCACAGCUGUGCCCAGUCCCACUGUCACACCAACAGAACGCACAACCACCACCACACCCACAGCAACAGUGCCCACCUCCUCCAGCAGCACCACCAGCACCUCCAGAACAACUCCAGGAAGCACCACAACACCCACGACCACGACUGCUCACACAGAAACCUCCACUGUGACAAGUAAGACUCCAACAUCCACCACUACUGCCUCCACCACAUCCCCUCUAUCAACCACCACCACUGGCACCACAGCUGUUCCCAGUCCCACUGCCACACCAACAGAACGCACAACCACCACCACACCCACCAGCACGGCCAGUACCACAAGUAUCUCUCCCACUCCCACUCCCAAUUCAGGCACAAGCACCAGCACACCCACACCAACAGUGCCUACCACAUCACCCACCAAUCCCUCCCACAUCCCCCACAGCACAACGAGCUGCUGUGCCUGGACCCAGUGGUUUGACGUGGAUUCCCCUCAACCUGGAAGUGAAAAUGGAGACAUAGAGACGUUUGCCAAAAUCCGAGCCGCUGGCUAUGACCUGUGCGACAAGCCUCAAGGCAUCGAGUGCCGUGCUAAAGAUUACCCUGACAGGGAUCUGGACAAACUGGGACAGAAGUUUGAGUGCAGCCUUGACGCUGGGCUUGUGUGCAGAAACAAGGACCAGAUCAAAAAGUACCCCAUGUGCUUCAACUACGAGAUCAGGGUGCUGUGCUGUGACCGUGAUGGCUGCACAACAGCAUCACCGCCAACCACCAGUGCAGGCCCCUCCACCACAGUCUCCUCUACAGAAACAUCCACUGUGACAACCGAGACUCUAACAUCAACCACGACUGCCUCCACCACGCCCCCACCACCAGUGACAACCACCACCACUGGCACCACAGCUGUCCCCAGUCCCACUGCCACACCAACAGAACGCACAACCAACACCACACCCACCAGCACAAGCAGCACCACAAGGACCUCUCCAACUCCAACAACAGGUGCAACCACCACCAGCACACCCACAGCAACAGUGCCCACCUCCUCCAGCAGCACCACCAGCACCUCCAGGACCACUCCAGGAAGGACCACAACACCCACGACCACGUCUGCUCACACAGAAACCUCCACUGUGACAAGCAAGACUCCAACAUCCACCACUACAGCCUCCACCAUAUCUCACCCACCAGCGACAACCACCACCACUGGCACCACAGCUGUCCCCAGUCCCACUGCCACACCAACAGAACGCACAACCACCACCACACCCACCAGCACAAGCAGCACCACAAGGACCUCUCCCACUCCAACAACAGGUGAAACCACCACCACACCCACAGCAACAGUGCCCACCUCCUCCAGCAGCACCACCAGCACCUCCAGGACCACUCCAGGAAGCACCACAACACCCACGACCACGACUGCUCACACAGAAACCUCCACUGUGACAAGUAAGACUCCAACAUCCACCACUACUGCCUCCACCACAUCCACUCUAUCAACCACCACCACUGGCACCACAGCUGUUCCCAGUCCCACUGCCACACCAACAGAACGCACAACCAACACCACACCCACCAGCACAAGCAGCACCACAAGGACCUCUCCAACUCCAACAACAGGUGCAACCACCACCAGCACACCCACAGCAACAGUGCCCACCUCCUCCAGCAGCACCACCAGCACCUCCAGGACCACUCCAGGAAGGACCACAACACCCACGACCACGACUGCUCACACAGAAACCUCCACUGUGACAAGCAAGACUCCAACAUCCACCACUACAGCCUCCACCACAUCCACUCUAUCAACCACCACCACUGGCACCACAGCUGUCCCCAGUCCCACUGUCACACCAACAGAACGCACAACCACCACCACAUCCACCAGCACGGCCAGUACCACAAGUAUCUCUCCCACUCCCACUCCCAAUUCAGGCACAAGCACCAGCACACCCACACCAACAGUGCCUACCACAUCACCCACCAAUCCCUCCCACAUCCCCCACAGCACAACGAGCUGCUGUGCCUGGACCCAGUGGUUUGACGUGGAUUCCCCUCAACCUGGAAGUGAAAAUGGAGACAUAGAGACGUUUGCCAAAAUCCGAGCCGCUGGCUAUGACCUGUGCGACAAGCCUCAAGGCAUCGAGUGCCGUGCUAAAGAUUACCCUGACAGGGAUCUGGACAAACUGGGACAGAAGUUUGAGUGCAGCCUUGACGCUGGGCUUGUGUGCAGAAACAAGGACCAGAUCAAAAAGUACCCCAUGUGCUUCAACUACGAGAUCAGGGUGCUGUGCUGUGACCGUGAUGGCUGCACAACAGCAUCACCGCCAACCACCAGUGCAGGCCCCUCCACCACAGUCUCCUCUACAGAAACAUCCACUGUGACAACCGAGACUCUAACAUCAACCACGACUGCCUCCACCACGCCCCCACCACCAGUGACAACCACCACCACUGGCACCACAGCUGUCCCCAGUCCCACUGCCACACCAACAGAACGCACAACCACCACCACACCCACCAGCACAAGCAGCACCACAAGGACCUCUCCCACUCCAACAACAGGUGAAACCACCACCACACCCACAGCAACAGUGCCCACCUCCUCCAGCAGCACCACCAGCACCUCCAGGACCACUCCAGGAAGCACCACAACACCCACGACCACGACUGCUCACACAGAAACCUCCACUGUGACAAGUAAGACUCCAACAUCCACCACUACUGCCUCCACCACAUCCACUCUAUCAACCACCACCACUGGCACCACAGCUGUCCCCAGUCCCACUGUCACACCAACAGAACGCACAACCACCACCACAUCCACCAGCACGGCCAGUACCACAAGUAUCUCUCCCACUCCCACUCCCAAUUCAGGCACAAGCACCAGCACACCCACACCAACAGUGCCCACCACAUCACCCACCAAUCCCUCCCACAUCCCCCACAGCACAACGAGCUGCUGUGCCUGGACCCAGUGGUUUGACGUGGAUUCCCCUCAACCUGGAAGUGAAAAUGGAGACAUAGAGACGUUUGCCAAAAUCCGAGCCGCUGGCUAUGACCUGUGCGACAAGCCUCAAGGCAUCGAGUGCCGUGCUAAAGAUUACCCUGACAGGGAUCUGGACAAACUGGGACAGAAGUUUGAGUGCAGCCUUGACGCUGGGCUUGUGUGCAGAAACAAGGACCAGAUCAAAAAGUACCCCAUGUGCUUCAACUACGAGAUCAGGGUGCUGUGCUGUGACCGUGAUGGCUGCACAACAGCAUCACCGCCAACCACCAGUGCAGGCCCCUCCACCACAGUCUCCUCUACAGAAACAUCCACUGUGACAAGCAAGACUCCAACAUCCACCACUACAGCCUCCACCAUAUCUCACCCACCAGCGACAACCACCACCACUGGCACCACAGCUGUCCCCAGUCCCACUGCCACACCAACAGAACGCACAACCACCACCACACCCACCAGCACAAGCAGCACCACAAGGACCUCUCCCACUCCAACAACAGGUGAAACCACCACCAGCACACCCACAGCAACAGUGCCCACCUCCUCCAGCAGCACCAAAAGCACCUCCAGGACCACUCCAGGAAGGACCACAACACCCACGACCACGUCUGCUCACACAGAAACCUCCACUGUGACAAGCAAGACUCCAACAUCCACCACUACAGCCUCCACCACAUCCACUCUAUCAACCACCACCACUGGCACCACAGCUGUUCCCAGUCCCACUGCCACACCAACAGAACGCACAACCAACACCACACCCACCACCACGGCCAUUACCACAAGGACCUCUCCAACUCCAACAACAGGUGCAACCACCACCAGCACACCCACAGCAACAGUGCCCACCUCCUCCAGCAGCACCACCAGCACCUCCAGGACCACUCCAGGAAGGACCACAACACCCACGACCACGACUGCUCACACAGAAACCUCCACUGUGACUAGCAAGACUCCAACAUCAACCACUACAGCCUCCACCACAUCCACUCUAUCAACCACCACCGCUGGCACCACAGCUGUGCCCAGUCCCACUGCCACACCAACAGAACGCACAACCACCACCACACCCACAGCAACAGUGCCCACCUCCUCCAGAAGCACCACCAGCACCUCCAGAACAACUCCAGGAAGCACCACAACACCCACGACCACGACUGCUCACACAGAAACCUCCACUGUGACAAGUAAGACUCCAACAUCCACCACUACUGCCUCCACCACAUCCCCUCUAUCAACCACCACCACUGGCACCACAGCUGUUCCCAGUCCCACUGCCACACCAACAGAACGCACAACCACCACCACAUCCACCAGCACGGCCAGUACCACAAGUAUCUCUCCCACUCCCACUCCCAAUUCAGGCACAAGCACCAGCACACCCACACCAACAGUGCCCACCACAUCACCCACCAAUCCCUCCCACAUCCCCCACAGCACAACGAGCUGCUGUGCCUGGACCCAGUGGUUUGACGUGGAUUCCCCUCAACCUGGAAGUGAAAAUGGAGACAUAGAGACGUUUGCCAAAAUCCGAGCCGCUGGCUAUGACCUGUGCGACAAGCCUCAAGGCAUCGAGUGCCGUGCUAAAGAUUACCCUGACAGGGAUCUGGACAAACUGGGACAGAAGUUUGAGUGCAGCCUUGACGCUGGGCUUGUGUGCAGAAACAAGGACCAGAUCAAAAAGUACCCCAUGUGCUUCAACUACGAGAUCAGGGUGCUGUGCUGUGACCGUGAUGGCUGCACAACAGCAUCACCGCCAACCACCAGUGCAGGCCCCUCCACCACAGUCUCCUCUACAGAAACAUCCACUGUGACAAGCAAGACUCCAACAUCCACCACUACAGCCUCCACCAUAUCUCACCCACCAGCGACAACCACCACCACUGGCACCACAGCUGUCCCCAGUCCCACUGCCACACCAACAGAACGCACAACCACCACCACACCCACCAGCACAAGCAGCACCACAAGGACCUCUCCCACUCCAACAACAGGUGAAACCACCACCAGCACACCCACAGCAACAGUGCCCACCUCCUCCAGCAGCACCACCAGCACCUCCAGGACAACUCCAGGAAGCACCACAACGCCCACGACCACGUCUGCUCACACAGAAACCUCCACUGUGACUAGCAAGACUACAAGAGCACCCAGUACUGCCUCCACCAUAUCUCACCCACCAGCGACAACCACCACCACUGGCACCACAGCUGUCCCCAGUCCCACUGCCACACCUACAAGCACAAGCAGCACCACAGGGACCUCUCCCACUCCAACAACAGGUGCAACCACCAGCACACCCACACCAACAGUGCCCACCUCAGCCAGACGCACCACCAGCACCUCCAGGACCACUCCAGGAAGCACCACAGUAACAAUGACCAUGUCUGCUCACACAGAAACCUCCAUAGUGACGAUCAAGACUCCAACAGCACCCACUACUGCCUCCACCCAGUUAGCGACUACAAGCACAAGGGGCCGUACAGUUCUCCUUCAAUUUUCCUCCCCAGGGGAACUCGUAUACACCAUAACAGACGCGGCUGGCUGUAAGGUUUAUGGACUUUGCAGCGAGGAAUGUGAAAUUGCCCCGACCCUGGGGCCAUGUCCUCCAACCACCCCAGGAACAACUACAGCAACAACCCUCACAACUCCAGCAGGAAGAAACUGUACUGAUGUGAAUCCUUCACGAAAGGUGGUUCCCCUCAUUAUUCCUGGAGAGAACUGGACAAGUGAAUGCCAGGAGUGUGUCUGCGACCCCCACACUGCUACCACACGAUGCCAGCCGGUCCUAUGCCAGUCCGUUCAGCCACCAGAGUGUGAACUGGGGUUCUAUUUAGAGACUGUAAAACCACCAAAAGACCCAUGCUGUCCUGAAUUUAAGUGCAAACCAUUCAAUGACAGCUGCGUGCACAACGGUACACUGUACAAGGUUGGAAUGUCAGUAGUAAACGAUUCAUGCGUUAAUUGUACCUGCACCUCUGAGAAAGAUCCAGUGACUAAGGCAAAUAUUAUGCGCUGUGAGAGAGUUCAGUGUGAAACGUCUUGCCCACCGGUUGACGACAUCCUGGUACUAGAUCAUUGCAGCCAUUACAAAUGUGAAAAAAUUUCAGAUCAAUUUGUUGCAGUCCAAACUAAAAAAGUAUGCCCCGAGUACAACCCCAAGGAGUGCGAUCCUUAUCCAUUUCCACCCCCACCCCUCUCUUUUUACGAAGGUCAAACCUGCAAAGUUCACAGCAAAACAACUGUGAUCCACCACAGUGACUGCGAAUCUUCCGAACCUGUUGAGCUGGCCUACUGCCAAGGCACUUGUCCUGGCUUCUCCAUAUACUCCUUUGAAGCAAACCAGAUGCAACAUGAGUGUAGCUGCUGCCAGGAGCUCAGCAGCCACAGAAGAGAGGUGACCCUGACUUGCCAAAAUGGAACAAGCAUAAAUUAUAACUAUGUCUACGUGGAGCAAUGCCUGUGUAUGACAGCAUGCACUGCAGAAACCUCCGCAGCGCCUGGCUCCCCAGGGAAAAGUCAGCAGAAGAGAGAGAAGGUCGCAUGGAAAAGCAAGCAGGCACCCUAGGAAAGCUGGAAUCCUGUUUUCCCCAGGAUACCUUGUGCUCUUUCUUUAAGGGCUCCUACAUCAGUUUGUCAUCACCUUUUCUCAUUUCUUACUUGUAAAAAAAAAUAAUAAAAAUAUCAGUCAAAUAAUUAAAUCUUGGGGUUUGUGUGUUUUGUGGGUUUUUUAAAGUGCUACAAUAGACAAGAGUAAAAAUAGAUGACUGAAAUACUCUUGUUUAAACUACAGAAAUAGGUGAAUUGUUUCCUUUCGAUCACAAAACUGGGGAUUUCUGGGGAAAAAAGGGGGUUUAAGGGGUCUCUAAAAAACAAACCAGAAAAAAUUGUAGCUACAUUGCACUUAACUCCUGUGCCUAGAGGAAGUUUUACUGUGUGUUGUUGUUACGGAUGUAAUGGGCCAAACAGACAUCACAGUGACAGGGAGAAGGCUCUUCUCUUCGUUUUGUCUCUUAUUUUUUGGUUUCUGUGACUGGUGACGGUUUGACACCCAUCUCCAUUGCCUAAAUGACAGAGUCCAGUGGCAUCAGAGCGUUACCUCACCUGGUAUAUUCUCUAGCAGCCUUUGGGAACAAAGAUGCUCUCAAAGCCGUUCUCCUGGG